CUCACCAGCUCCUCCUACUCCACAGGCUAGCCCUCUAGCUGUAGCUGCCGCUGUAAAAGCGACGAGAAUCCAGCCGGUUUAUAUUAACAUUGAAUUGAAAGGGCCUGUUGGAUGAAACUCCAACCAGAAAAUACAACUUAUGGCCUUUAUGGGACGCUCCUGCGCCGGGGUUUACGACGCGAUGGCCAGCUAGCUGGCAGCUAACGAUCCGGCUAGCUCCAGGAGCCGGGACGGGAGCUCCGGCGACAGGCGUCUAAACUCGGCCUUUUAAAGUCUGUUUUCGUGCCGAGCCAUCUCUGGUUUAACUGCGCUCGGUUUGUACGUCGAUUACGCUAAUUUAUCAGAGGAAGGCUUUCUUUGUAAAAUAUGUAGGUCACCGUAAACGACCGAUGGUGGUUAUGUGGGUCACAGGCACCAGCGCGUUAACCUGUUAGGUGGAACAGCUGGUUAGCAAGAGAGCUAGCUACAGCGAUGGUUUUUAAUUCAUAGUUUUAAACGGAGAGACGGUAACGUCGAUGCAUUCGCCUGUGUUUGUGAGCGGUGCUCUGCAGCUUCAGCGGCUGAGCUGAUCAUCGGGUUUAACGCCUGUUUUUUCAUGUUUUGGAGUCGUCGCUGACGGUGGUUAGCUGACUGGACGCUGUUAGCCGAGUUAACCGAGCAGAGCCACUAACCAGGUGAGUGCUACACACAAAGGUAACUCGGCUCGCUGGUUAAAGUGAAUGAAUCGGUUAUCCGUCCGGUGGCUGUAACGCCACGGCCUGGACGCGCAUUCAGCCGGGCUUCAGCCAGCAUGCUCCGGACUUUUAGCGUGUUUGUUUGUAUGUCUUAGCGGAAUAAUCGAGCCUCGGUCCGGCUGCAGUGGUAACACACGGCCCCCUGCUUUUCUCCGCCUUGACACUGAGCUGGGUUGUUUACAUCUACAGGGUUAACGCAUCGUGCUCAGUCGGCCCUGUAUGCACACGCAGGAACGUAACGGGUCAUGCUGAGUGAGGAGCCGAGGUUCCUCCGUGCCUAGCCGGGCAGCAGCAGCUUGGUGCCGCUCAGACAAACUAGAGUGUUUCGGUGGCAGGAGGAUGGCAUUUCACGGCGCAGGCCGGCAGACCGUCUGUGGAGACUUGUUUCCGGGCUCAGAGCUGGGCCACAAGUAUUUCUGUGUCAACUCUUCCUGCGGAGCCCCCUCCACAGGCCUCAGCGCCACACCGUGCCUGACUGGACCCACUGCCCCGGCCGGGACCCCUCGUCACCCCACAGCUCUCGGAGGAAGCACGGGCGGCGGAGCGGCGGUGCCUCAGCCCUACAGCAACCCGGCCAGCGAGGUGCCCAGCCCCCCAGAGAUGGAGCCGGACCGUCCCAUCGGUUAUGGCGCAUUUGGCGUUGUGUGGUCAGUGACUGAUCCCCGCGACGGUCGAAAGGUGGCUUUGAAGAAGAUGCCUAAUGUCUUCCAGAACCUGGUCUCCUGUAAGAGGGUCUUCAGAGAGCUGAGGAUGCUCUGCUUCUUCAAACAUGACAACGUUUUGUCAGCUCUGGAUAUUUUGCAGCCUCCACAAAUCGACUGCUUUGAGGAAAUAUACGUGAUAACAGAACUGAUGCAGAGCGACCUCCACAAAGUGAUCGUGUCUCCUCAGCCUCUCACCACCGACCACAUCAAGGUCUUCCUCUAUCAGAUCCUCCGAGGACUGAAGUACUUGCACUCUGCUGGGAUCCUGCACAGGGACAUCAAACCUGGAAACCUGCUGGUCAACAGCAACUGUCUGCUCAAGAUUUGUGAUUUCGGGCUGGCGCGCGUGGAGGAGCCAGACCCGUCACGUCACAUGACCCAGGAAGUGGUGACUCAGUACUACAGAGCGCCCGAGGUGCUGAUGGGCUGCCGGCACUACGGCUCGGCCAUCGACGUCUGGUCAGUGGGCUGCAUCUUCGCAGAGCUGCUGGGACGGCGUAUCCUCUUCCAGGCACAGAGCCCGAUUCAGCAGCUGGACCUGAUCACAGACCUGCUGGGAACUCCUCCUCUGUCGGCCCUGGCAUUGGCCUGUGAAGGAGCCAGAGCCCACAUCCUGAGGGGGCCGCACAAACCGCCGUCGCUGUCGGUGCUCUACAUGCUGUCUGACGGAGCCACACAUGAGGCGGUGCACCUGCUCUGCCGGAUGCUGGUGUUUGAUCCGGCUAAAAGGAUUUCUGGCAGUGACGCGCUCUCCCACCCUUACCUGGACGAGGGGCGUCUGCGCUACCACACCUGCAUGUGUCAGUGCUGCUACUCCGUUCCCAGCGGCCGAGUUUACACCCGGGACUUCGAGCCGGUAGCCGAGCGGCCGUUCAGCCACAGCUACGAGAACAGCCUGCUGUCUGUGUGGCAGGGGAAAGAGUUAAUCCAUCGCUUCAUUACGGAGCACCAGCAGGGCAAACGGGUGCCGCUGUGCAUCAACCCUCAGAGUGCUGCCUUCAAGACCUUCAUCAGGUCGACUGCAUGGCACUCGUCCAAGGUGUCCCGGAAGGAGGAGAGAUGAGCCGUCCUCCUCUUCGACUGGAGGCGUGACAGCAGUUUGGGAAAGGAUUUCUUUGGCUGUGGCAUCUGAAAAGUUUGGGUCUUUUUUUUACAUUUUUUUCUUCGUUCUUCUGGGAGAUGCAGAGAGAGACGACGCAGCCAAUCACAGCAACAGGAAGACAGCCGACCCACCUCCUCAAAGUCCUCAAAUAUUUCCCCCCUGCAAAUCUACAAAGUCUCCCGAAUAGGAAAACUACCGCUGAACUCCCUGAACGACGCAGACAGCUGAUGCUUGAGGCGUUUUCGGUGCUGAAAAAAAAAAAUGCUGCUGAAGUGCUUUAAGAAAAAAAAGAGGAAAACAAUGGAACUCGGUACUCGAUUGGAUUUUGCAGCUCUGUUAGCAGAGACAUUAAGGAAUAAUGAUUUUAAUGGUUUGGUAGAGUUGUUGCUUAGUUGAUUUUUGAAGUCAUUCCAGCCCUGUGCAAUAUGGUCUAACAGAAAACACACUCUCUUACCCACCGGAUUAUCGGACACUGGCGUGGACACAAGCUCCCGAUCAACCAGACACCGCCGCCCGCCAAACAGCCGUUACCCGCCAAACAGCCGUUACCCGCCAAGGUUUUCUUUUUUCCGACACAUCGCUCACUGUGUUCCCGUCGCUCGGCGUCUCCGUGCGUCGACGCCGCGGUAAUAAUGCAAUUUACCAGAUGUAGCAGGUUUUAACCACAGGUCCCAGGUGUUGCUCCACACGCAGUCGCUUUGUCGUUGUUUUUCUAGCUGCCUGUUUUCCGCACGGUGAGUCGUUUGGUCCUGGAUCACUGUUGUUUCACCACCUCGCCACAUUCAGCGGGAGAGGAAGCUGGAAAAUAAGAGCUUACGAAGACGCAGGAGGCAGGAAUUGAUUCCCCACAGUCUCAUGUCCACAGACCGUGUGAUGGCAGAGGACUUUCUGUGUGUUUCAGUGUUUUUAAUAGUGUGAGUGGUGGAAGAUGCCAAACCUACAGAUAUCUGGCUGCUCUUCUUUCUCCUGUCACGGUCACUGAUCUCUCCUUCCCCCGUGAACUCACCCGGUGUUUUCUGUUGACGGCCUCCGGUUUUUGUCCCACCGGCGGAGAGGAGGAGGAAUGGACGACGGCCAUGAUGUUUUUUUUUUUGUUUGUUUUUAAACUUCUUAAUUUAUUGAGUGUUUGUUGAAGAGUGUGUGUCUCCACCCUUUUUGAUUUAAGUGAACCCCCCAAACCCCCGCCCCUCCUCCCCCGCCGCCCCUCGGUCUCGGUUACCUCAAACGAAGUGAAGGCUGAGGACCCGGGGGACAGGUGGGACAGGUGGGACACGUGCAUCUCUGUAAACUGAAACCCUCCCGUCGCAUCUUUACCGCCAUUCCUCCACAUCCGGUGACUUCUUUUACCUCGCGCUCGCUGCUCGUCUCUCACCCGCCGCGCAGAGUCGGUGUCAGGGUCUGAGAGAAGGACGCUGUCGGUGAAAUGCUGCUGUUUUUUUUUGUUCCUGCUCAGUUUAAGGCUCAGGUGUCCUCUCGUAGACUAUGAAUUGUACAAAGCCACAUACAGACGCACCAGUAUUGAUCCUGGUCUGGAUGAUCGGAGAAGAACAGGAUCAGAUUCUACACUGAAAGAAGAGAAGUCUCGACUCUCACGGUGUGAUGUGAAAUAAAUACCUGAGGAGAUUUUUGUUUCUGGUGGAUGAGCUGUUAUUUUACUGGGCCACAGACGUUGAUCGGAUCGGGGUAAUUUCCACACUGGUGGUUUUUCAUGUUGAGCUGCGGAGCUACAGAUUCCAUCUGCUGAGUUUGACAGCUCGUCCUGCAGGAGCUGGGAUGCUUUUUCCAGCAGUUUAGUUUCAGUUGAUUGAAAAUGAACUUGCAGAUCAGUCGAUUUAAAACUGGGACUAAUGAAUCUUUUCAUCAACAAUGAAAAAUGUCCCUCACAUUUUCCCAGUGAUGUCUUCACAGUUUUUUUUUCUGACGAACCGUCCAAACCUCCAGUUUCUGACCAGCUGUGUUCAGACCUGCGCAGCUGGAGUUUCGUCCUGUGUGAAAACUGAAUGAAUGAUCGAAUCGUUUCUGCUCGUUCCAUAGCGGUGCGUUCAAGGACGCUCCGUUUGUUCGCGUUGGCCAGAUUAGUUUUCCAACAUAUUCCUGACUGUAACUCAAAAUCAGUUUUAUUUUAUUUGAAUUAUUUUCUGAUGAGUUGAUUUGUGAAUCAAAGUGAGGGCUAAUUUUCACAUGUUAAAUAAAACACAUCACAGGUCCAUUGCUAAAUGAUGCCACGACAUAACACAGGCCGUCUGCUCCAGCUCCCACUGAACGGGUUUUAAAAGCUGGAUUCAGACUCAGAACACACGGUUUGUCAAAGUGCGAAUUUCCUUGUUGGAGAGAUGUGAAGAUGUUUGUGCAGCAGUCGUGUGAAAUCUGAGAUCACCUGCAGCGACGUACCAAACCUGGAUGUUCAUGGAAAAAACACAGUGACUUCUCAAAGGGAGGGAAAUAAUCUAAAAGUACCGAUCUGUAGUUGAUGCAGUGAACAUGUGAAACCAUCAGUGUGGUCCUUAAAUCUGUGCCCGUUCCAUGUGGCCCUGAGAUGUUUGGCCCCUUUUCGACUGCAGGAACUUUGCCAGGAACCUUUUUAGGAUCUCAGGAACUUUAAGGGUCGUUUAGUGCCAACGGAGCGAGAGUGACGGCCGACUGCAAAGGCUCAACAUUCAGACAUCACAGCGUCUCUGACCAGGCUGUCGUCCACACUGAAGGAACCUUGGGCUCCUGGUUUAGUUCCUGUGGCUCCGGAACCGUGUGUUUGAACGGUUGAGUUGCUGCAGUCAGUGUUCAUAGAACUGGAUGGUUUUUUUCCCCUUUUUUUGUCGUACAUGCCCUGAACCUCCAGCAGGCGGGGCCCCCGAGCUGCCGGGUCCCCGGAGCCGCCGGGCCCCCGAGCGUCCUCGAUGGUCCCUGACAGUUUCCAGAUUUUUAACCCCUGAAACCUCAGCUCCUCUUCUACAGGAACACAGCGAGUCUCUGUGAGAAACACUAAGACUGACUUGUAUAUCUGCAUGUGUAUAUUUAUUAUCCCAUGGAGAGCAUUUGGGUUUGAAUGCUGUGCAAUGGUUGAGUUUGUCGACGAUGACGAAAACGUACAUUUUGUGGUAAUUUUUAUUUAAUUCAUCUUAGGAAGUGAUUUUAUUAGAAGUUUUGUUUUGUUUCUUGUGAUCUAAUUAGACUUUUUCUGUCCAGAGUCAGAGAACGUUUCGAUAAAUGUUCCCUAAAAAUACCAAAAAACGUAGUGAAGUUCUGCACGCUGUCAGCACCCAUAAGUUUGUUUCAAGUUUAUUUAUGGUUGUUUGAAGUAGCAGCAUUUUGUUUGGUGAUAAGAUUGAAAUGUUGCUGCUUGAAAUAAACUUAUUAGUGUAGUUACUGGUGGAAUUUGUGCGCUCAGAUUACAGAAGCGUUUUCUCGUGUUCACGGCCCACUGUGCACGCCGCUCACUAAGUGUUACCUAAGAUUUGUUGAUCAUCUUCAGCCUUUUGCUGUAAAACACAGAUAUAAAACAACAUAAAUGAUUCAUUUGAGGAAAUUUUAAGACAGAAAACGACGGCAGGCAGGUUCAUGUCGACCGUCGUGUCCUGUAAAUGGACCUGAUGUCAAAGCGUUUUAAUAACUACGGCGGCGACUAACAAUUCUUUUCAUCAUCACUUAAUCUGGCGACGUUUUCUCGUUUAAUCAACAAGUCUUCUGUUCAUAAAAUGUCAGAUUAAUCCAACAGCUCAUAGUAACGUCUUCAAACGUCCAACAGCUCAAAACCCAGAAAGCUUCAGUUUACUGAAACGUCUCCGAACGUCAGACUGAAGAAGCUGCAGUUCACUCUGACAUCAAGCAGGAAAGCAGGAAGUCGGACUGAUCAAUAAAAAUACUUGAUGUGAGGAACCAGAAACGAAUCAUUUAGGGAACAGUUAGACCAAACGUUUCCCUCCGGACGUUUUCUUUUCCUUCUCUUUUCUGUUGUUGUGUUCGUAGAGAUCCUUCCAGCUUAGGAGCAGUUUUGAAACCAGAUGACCUGUUUGGUCUCUUCCCUCCCUGCGCUCUGUUCUCAGAUCAGCUGAGGACAGUGUUUGGAGUCUUUCAGCUUUCAGAUGCUGAAGAAGAGUAAAGCAGAGACGGGACAGACAGACAGAGGGACGGACAGGCAGAGACGGCUGGUCAUCUAUAGGGAUUAGACUUGUUUUCUUCUAUGAAACGAAACUUGAUGUGUUUAUUAUUCUAAAUAUGAAACUGAUGUUUUUGUCUUCGUUUUAGCAAAAAAGUUUUGUUUGUUUUUUGACUUGUGUUCCCAACAAAUACUUGAAUUUCUUAAAAAAUGUUUAGAGUUAAAGUAGUGAAUGAUGAAUAAAUAAAUGGACACUGGAUAACAUUC
Toxotes jaculatrix (banded archerfish) is the source of this 6900-nucleotide messenger RNA. RefSeq names its product nemo-like kinase, type 1 (gene nlk1). Gene Ontology annotation, molecular function: MAP kinase activity; ATP binding. The record is from RefSeq and is a predicted model, not a curated record. Gene Ontology annotation, cellular component: nucleus; cytoplasm. Lineage: Eukaryota; Metazoa; Chordata; Actinopteri; Toxotidae. Gene Ontology annotation, biological process: intracellular signal transduction; protein phosphorylation. The transcript is spliced from 11 exons. The coding region runs from base 1074 to 2501 and encodes 475 amino acids.